AUGAUGCGCCUCAAUGGAUGUGGAUCGGAGGGCAUCGCUUGUCAGUGUGGUGAUGUAUCACCUCAAUUCCAGUGUUGCGACUGUUUUGGAAUUCAAAUGUUCUGCCAUGCAUGCAUGCUAUGCAACCACACUUAUCUCCCUUUGCAUAGGAUCAAGAUGUGGAAUGGGUCUUUUUUUCAAUGCAUCGUGCUCAAAAGCCUCGGAGUUCGCAUCCAACUUGGCCAUAACCCUGGAGAAAAGUGUUACAAUCCUAUUCCCUCUGCUGGUGAUGACUUUGUCGUCAUUGGACUUGAUGGUGUUCAUGAGAUCGCACUGGACUUCUGUGGCUGUGCUUCAGCUCAGGUCUGGUACAAACAGUUACUACGCACGCGGUGGUACCUGGCAACCAUCUCAGAGCCUCGAACUGCAGCAACAUUCUCAGUUCUGCAGCAUUUUCACCUUCUAUCCUUCGAGAGCAAAGUGUCAGUGUAUGAGUUUUAUCAUUCGCUUGCAAGACGUACCGACAAUUCUGGCUUAUCAAAGAUCAGGGAUCGCUACUCUUCUUUUAUGCGGAUGGUAUGCCAAUGGCACAAUCUCAAGCAACUUGGCCGUGCAGGAAGGGGACACGAUCCUGCUGGAGUGGACGCUACAGGCGAAGGGGAGCUAGCAUAUGCGUUAUUUGUGGCAAUCGACGCGAAUUUCAGGCUGAAGCGAAAGGCAGUGUCCUCUGACACUGCCGAUCCUAGCCUCAAUGUUGGAUGGGGAUAUUUUGUGCGGGACAGUGCAUACAAGUCUUAUCUUGCGGACCAUGCCACAGAAAAGCAAGAACGAAGUACGUGUGUGAGCCACAAUGCAGUCAACGCAGCAGACACGAAAUCCUCUCGUGGACUAGCAGCCACUGGCGUUGGGACAAUCGACUGUGCAAGACACGACAUGAAACUUCCGAAUGGCAUUGGGGACCUCCAGAAGGGGGAGCGAUACAUUAACAUGGAUUAUAUUGUAUGUUCUGCACUCCUCGCACUCGCUGUCUCCAUGAUCAACAUAUCCUAUGACAUUGCCUGUCAGUGGCACAAGAAACUAUGGAGUCGAAUGGAAACAAUGCCUGAACAGCUUCACCUUCCCAGUGAAUCCUCCCUUAUCCGCUUCUUUGUGCCGAAGUUCCACAUCCAAGCACACAUCAAUAAGUGUCGCAUGAACUUCUCUUUCAACUGGUCAAGAUAUGUCGGCCAAACAGAUGGUGAAGCACCCGAACGUGGCUGGGCAAAUAUCAACCGCGUAGCAUCAAGCACAAAAGAGAUGGGACUGGGGACACGUCGAGACACUCUCGACGAUCAUUUCGGAGAUUGGAACUGGAAAAAUUCUGACAUAGACUUAGGGCGAACAUUACUGAAGAAGAUGGUUGAAGCUGUGAAGUGGGCGAGAGAGCAUUCUGAAGCUCUCGCGGAGCUGGAGAAGACCAUCCAGCCAGCUCUCAUUGCUCAAUGGAAGGCAGAAGUCGAAGCCUGGGAGGAGGACAACUCUUCUCCCAAUCCCUUUGAAAGUCGGUUUGCUCACACAGUAGCAGUCACACAGGCGGCCGUAAGAUUGGAACUCGCCAAGCUCGAAGCUCAGGACCUUCAAGCUGGAAUUAAUGUCUCACUUCACACUGACAUUUCCCCGAGCGGAUUGAUUACUUCGGGCAUGGAUCUCGAAGAUCAACAGUACCAGAAGGCAACCCUGCAGACUCAAAUCACCUCCCUCCAGCGACGGCUCAAUGCCUGGGUUCGCGUCCAGGAGUUGUACAUGCCAGUGGUUUGUCAACUCCGUCAUCAAUCAUCUGAAGCUAGUGCGAGGAUGGAGGAACUGAAGCCCCAAGACUUUGAACUCUGGCUCCCAUCACAACUCCCAAUUGACACGCCUACGGACCAGAGGCUUGCUGGGCACAAGUGGGACUUACGCUAUGCACAGGCUCUUGAUGCCCUCAAUGACGUUUGCUCGCACCUGCGCCUUCAAUCCCACAUGUACAAGUACAAGGAUAAGAACAUUCACGGUCAAGCGGGUUCUACCCGUGCAAAAAAAAUCAUUGACACUGUAGAGUCAAGGAAACAAGCUAGCGUUCUCAAGUAUAGACGGGCGCGGAACGCCCUGUUGUUCCUUAGCAGCCGUCUUGAGAAGUGCGGGUGGGAGAUGAUUGUGCACCCGCUUUUGGAUUCUGAUGUCAAACCUAUGGGCGACAUGGAGCGGCAAGGGACAGGAACUAUAUCCUGGAUUUGGUUGGACUCACGUGCUGACAACAGCUGUACAGAGAACGAAUGGGUGCAGGAUUGUGAGUAUAUCUUUGUCGAACUCACUCGUAUCUCAUUAUAUGUUUGGAUAGGUGUCCGCUUGGAGUGGUGCAAGGCUCGUGCUCGUGCGCACCGGUGGUCGGAGGAGGUGGAGCUAUUGCUGGAGGAGAUGAGAUGUGUGAUAGUGUUUUUGAAAUGGCAAGCAGCCUGGUGGAAGGAGCGCGAGACUCUCCGAACGGUUGACUCAGUGCCCACACAAGAAGGACUGACAGCGUAUGUGUGUCGCCAGUCUGCAUUGCGUGGGUCAUUGAUUGCCUCAUUUCAAAACUUAUGGAGUGGGGUCCCUGCAUUGGUCUCUGACGGCGUGGAUAUGAUGGAGAGCAGAGAGGCAGACGCCCCUACCAUUGAUUGA
This is a messenger RNA of Suillus paluster, 2655 nucleotides long. RefSeq lists its product as uncharacterized. The record is from RefSeq and is a predicted model, not a curated record. The coding region runs from base 1 to 2655 and encodes 884 amino acids. The transcript has 10 exons. NCBI's taxonomy places the organism in Eukaryota, Fungi, Basidiomycota, Agaricomycetes, Boletales, Suillaceae.